Molecule: messenger RNA, 1152 nt
Organism: Cajanus cajan (pigeon pea)
Lineage: Eukaryota; Viridiplantae; Streptophyta; Magnoliopsida; Fabales; Fabaceae
Source: RefSeq, a predicted model, not a curated record
ACUAAGUUCAAUCCUCUCACCACGUACACUGUAUUGUAUAUAUAUAUAUAUACCCUGUUGUUCCAUCAAGAUGCUGUGCAAACCAUCUUUGAAGUCUUUGACGAUUGUCAUGGCUAAUUUUCUGGCAAUGUUUUUGGUCAUGGAAAUGAUACUAGUGAGCGGUUUCCGUUCGGGAGCAAGUGGCUUGAACAUGAACUACUACUUGUUGAGCUGUCCUUUUGCUGAACCUAUUGUUAAGAACAUAGUCAACAGAGCUCUGCAGGAUGAUCCUACCCUUGCAGCAGGUCUUGUUAGAAUGCAUUUCCAUGACUGUUUCAUAGAGGGAUGUGAUGGUUCAGUUCUGAUCGACUCCACUAAGGACAACACAGCAGAAAAGGAUUCACCAGCAAAUUUGAGUUUGAGAGGCUAUGAAAUCAUAGAUGAAAUCAAGGAAGAGCUUGAAACACAAUGCCCAGGAGUGGUUUCAUGCGCUGAUAUUCUUGCUAUGGCUGCUAGAGAUGCAGUUUUCUUUGCAGGGGGUCCUGUAUAUGACAUACCAAAAGGAAGGAGGGAUGGAACAAGGUCCAAAAUUGAGGAUACUAUCAAUCUGCCUUCUCCCAUUUUCAAUGCUUCUGAGCUCAUCAAGAUGUUCGGACAACAUGGGUUUUCUGCAAGAGACAUGGUGGCUCUCUCAGGAGCUCACACAUUAGGAGUGGCAAGGUGUUCUUCGUUCAAGAACAGGCUGAGGCCAGUGGAUCCAUCUCUGGACUCGGAAUUCGCAAAGACACUCUCCAAGACAUGCAGUGGUGGCGACAGUGCCGAGCAACCCUUGGACGCCACGAGGAACGAUUUCGACAACAUGUACUUCAACGCUUUGCUCUCCAAAAACGGCCUUCUAACCUCCGACCAAACCUUGUACACUAGCCCACAAACCAGGAACAUUGUCAACUCUUAUGCCAUGAACCAGGCCUUGUUUUUCUUGGAUUUUCAGCAGGGGAUGCUCAAGAUGAGCAUGCUCGAUGUCAAACAAGGCUCCAAGGGGGAAGUACGGACAAAUUGUCGUAAAAUAAACUGAAUUGUAUUAUUCAUGUCAAUUAUCAAGUCGGAAGGAACAAGGAUUUGUUGUUCAGCACACACUAUGAAUUAUGAAUAAUGUCUAUGGUUUACUCUCUA